Messenger RNA from Daphnia pulex (common water flea), 14538 nucleotides. Its product is annotated as E3 ubiquitin-protein ligase MYCBP2-like. The record is from RefSeq and is a predicted model, not a curated record. Bases 208 to 14313 code for a protein of 4701 amino acids. The transcript is spliced from 67 exons. Lineage: Eukaryota; Metazoa; Arthropoda; Branchiopoda; Diplostraca; Daphniidae. Gene Ontology annotation, cellular component: nucleus.
GGAAUUCGUGCACUGUUGGGAUAUAUCACUGAAAUGCUAUCGGCCGUGCAACAAUAGUAAACAGCUCAACUUUGAGCAGUCGACAAGGUCUCUAGCCGGUGUGCGGUGCUAGGAUAUAAAGGCAAGAAAGUUAAUUAAAAAAAAUUUUUUGGAAGUUGAGAAAACUGAUGGAGAGAUGUCUUGUUGACCCAUUGAACAAUAAGCAAGAUGGAAAGUUCAGAGGAACUAUCUAGUGGAUCUUUCCUAGGAAAAAUUCUUCACAAAGUUGUAGAAAAUUCACUUAGGAAAGGGAGAUGUAACAAUAAUUCCAAAUGUUUGACUGGUUACAAGGACUUGUUUGUUUCUGCAAUAACUUCUUCUGAAUUGGGAAUCAACGCAGAUCCUUCAUAUUUUACCUCUCUUGCAUUUGUGCGCAAACUGAUUAUUAGAGAACAAGAUGUGGCUGCUAAGAAAGGAUAUAAUUUAUGCAAACUCCUCACUAGUUCCAAUUUGGAUUUAGAAAAUGAAGAACCAGUUACAGAUGAAAAUCAGAAAAGUGAACGAGUUCUCCAAGUUCCUCAGGUUGUAGUAAUAAGUCUGAGAAGCAUAUUUGAUCUGAUACAAGAAAGUCAGGUGACACAUCCUCAGUUAUGCUUCAAAGUACUAAAAGCUCUUUUAGGAAUACUGCAGAAUCUCUUUCCAGAAAGCUUGAUGUCAGAGCCCUGUCAUGUUGUUGAACCCUUAUUUGAACUACUUCUCAAAUUGUCAACAAUGACUGAUGCUGAGAAUACUUCCACGAUCGAAACACAAGAGGUGGGAGAAAGCUUGUCAUCUUUGGCUUCGUCUUGUCUUCUUAGUUUAGUCAUCGCUUGGGGUGUAACUCCGCGAAUUUUACAAGCCCUCGACGCUCUCAUCACAGUUGCCCGUCCGUUGGCUGCUCAAAUAAUUGUGCUCCCCAACAUAAUGCUGACUCUUCAAAAAGGAGUUCGGUCCACCGUGAUUGGAACUUCUCAUGUACCAGACUGGUUUACACAGGGAAUCCAGCAGAAGACACUUGUUACAUGCUUCUCUGUGAAUUUAGGCAAAGAUUUGAUUGAAAACUCCAUUGCUUGUGACGGGCCAUUUAUUUUCUUGUUAUCGUCCUGUGGACUUUACAAAAUUGGAUCAGGACUUGGUAGUACUGUCAGUGGUCGAUUGUACGCAUCCAACAAAAAAAACGUGCCCAAGAAGGGCACUUUGCUUUUCUUCAAUGGACAAUUAUUUCUUCAUACUUACAGCAAGGAAGAUCGAAACCUUCACAUAGUCGAUAACGAAACAUUGGCAUUGAAAGAUUGCAUUAAUCUGCAAGAUUCAAUCGGCAAAAACUCGUCUUUAUUUUCAGAUGGAAACCGUCUCGGAAGCGUUUUCAAAACAGACGAAGACGAACUCCAUGCAACUCUAUUCGAAAUCAACAAAGGGGAGCUAUUUUCAUUUGGAGAGAGUAGAUUGAGAUUGGCUCUUCAGAGUCUAUACAUUGUAGGAGCUUCAAUAAAUGAUGAAAACACCGACCUACGGCAAAUUAAUUUCAAUGCUGACGAAGGAUUUACCAGCAUAGUGGCUGGAAAGGAAUUUAUGCUGAUGGUUUCCUCUUCAGGAAAAGUUUCUUACCAAGGGAAAGCUUCCUCUCUAGGGUUGAAGACGGUUGGAGAGUUGGUCCAUAACCAAGAGCAGACAUCAAAUCGCUGGUAUGAACUUCCUCUUCCAAAAAGCCCGUCGAUUGUUCGCUGUGCCACGGGACAUGACGGCUUGCAUGCUGUUUUCUUGGGUGCAGACGGGACUGCAUUCUUUGCCGGGUUGGCCAAAAGAGGAGAAGACGGCGAUUUGACCAAGCAUCGAAGGCAGCAGAAAUCAAGUCGACCGAAACGUUUUUCAUCCAUUGAAGGGAAAGUGGUUGUUGAUAUUGCUUGCAAUAAUGGAAGUUCGGCCAUGGUAACCAAAGAUGGCGAACUUUUUCUGUUUGGCAAAGAUUCCACUUAUUGUGAAUCUACUUCAGGACGACUGUUGGGUAUUAAGGACCGUAUUGUUAAAGUAGCCUUGGGAAAAGCUCAUGGAGUAACUCUCACCGAUAAAGGUGUAGUUUACACUUUUGGGAUCAAUAAUAAGGGCCAAUGCGGACGUGAUUUAUUUUCAUCGUCGCAAGCAAAGCAAUCUGAAAACAAUUCUCAGUUGCAAUCAACAACCCUGCUUUCUGCUUGCAAAGAACCCAUCGACGACGAAAUUGAAUCAGAAGACAGCGGAUCAGCUACCGAAAUGAAAUUGUGCGCCGCAGAUGAACAUCACUGGAGUGUAGAUCAAUGCAUGGUCUGUACACAGUGUGGUCAAUGCACGGGUUUUGGAUCCACUUGUGUCAACACCAAUAGUCCCGGUAGAAUACCAGGAACCUUCUGUGGGUGUGGAUCUGGUGAAGCUGGCUGUACCGUUUGUGGUGCAUGUAGAACGUGCGCGCGAAUUCCGAAUUCAGACGUCGGUAUAGGAUUGCCACCCGCUCCCGUUCCCAUUAUUUCUUUGGGACGCGGUAGAGGUAGUCCCAUGGCAGCCAACAAUGCCGUCCUAAUGGGACGCUUUGUUCGCGCUCCUGCUGAAGUAUUUCCAAAUGCUGCUCUAGUGGAUGUAGCAAACUUUCGUGCUUCAAGACUGGAUGGAAGAGGAAUUGAUGAUCCGAAAAUGCGCGAAGUCUUACUUGGUGCUGCUUUGAAUGCGGACGUUGCCCUUGAUGGAAAUCGUCGCCACCGCCACCAUCGACGUCGCCAUCCUUCUGAAGUCAAAGUGGCUAUGAUGAAUCGUGAAGCUCCAAAAGGAUGGGAUGCUAAAAAGAUUCCUGCUGGCCAGCCGCAAAAAAAUGGCAUCGACGCUGCAUUAGGAAGUGAUGGGGAUCGUGAUACUAAUAAACUGGCGUCGCUUUCCCCUGGUCCAAUUAGUUUUCACAGUAAAGUGCGGGUUUCGCAAGUUGCCUGUGGAUUGCAUCAUUCAGUUCUUCUGACAACUGAUGGGCAGGUGUACACCUUUGGCAGUAAUAGUUACGGACAGUUGGGUGUUGGGGACCUUUCUUCUCGUGGCUCUCCUAACCUUGUAAAAAUGCCAUGCGCAGUGAAUAUUUCUAUGAUAGCUGCUGGAAGUCACCAUACAGUUGUACUAACAACCGAUGGCGACGUACUCACGUGGGGAGCACAUUUGAAAGGACAAUUAGCUAGAGAUCCAUCGAAUAUUGAUCACUGUGGUGCGUCUUCAAUUGUUUGGCAUUCCGUUCCGGGUUUCGUGACUCACAUAGGACCAAAGUGCGGAAAGAGGGCGUCUUGGAUUGGUGCGUCAGGAGACCAAACCUUUUUCAAGCUGGAAGAAAGUCUUGUCAGCGAAGAGGAGUUUCAUCAUUCCACCGUUUUAGCUACAGAUCAUUACUUUGCCAUUUUGCCAACUCACUCAAAGCCGUCAUCCCGUAAUCUAGUCAUCAAUAGAAACGAUGGUCAAUGUCGAAGCUUCUCUGGAACAGAGCAAGCUAAUUUUGCUAACACCAUCCUGACUUGGGAUCCCGUCUAUAGUAUUUUAUGGAGUUUCUGUAAAUCCACUUCGAUGGUGCGAGGUUACAAUGUGUUUGCUUCCGGACUUGUACAUCCCUCCUACGGCAGCUCUUUACUUUCCGUUAUGAAAGAACAAGAAUCAGUUGAUGUUGCCGAUAUUUUUCGACCGGCUCUUACCUUGCCGGUUGUUCCCUCGUCGAAAGUAACGCAAACGCAAGCUGCUCUUCACCUGCUCUGUUGUCUCGAUUCUCUCACUCGAUGCCAACAGAUUCCAAUCAAAGAAAUAACAAACCAGGACCCCCAUAAGUCGCUUGUCAAUCGCUGUUUCACUAAAGAAGAUUUUUCUGUCGUCAAUCGCUUUGAAAGCCACGGAGGAGGUUGGGGGUAUUCAGGACAUUCAGUUGAAGCGAUUCGUUUCAUGUCCGACACAGAUAUUCUUCUUGGUGGCUUCUCACUAUUCGGUGGCCGUGGCGAAUACAUGGGGAAGAUUAAGGUUUUCGAUCUGGGGAUAGGAGGAGGUGACCAAGAAGGAGAUGGUGAACUGCUUGCAGAAACCGACGAAGUAGUUUACGAAUGUGGAGCUCGACAACGCUUUCCAAUUCUAUUUUCCCAGCCCCUUCGCCUUCAAGCUAAUCGUUGGUAUUUGGCAUGGGCGCGUGUUAACGGACCAUCAAGUGACUGCGGAUCCGGUGGCCAAAGCACAGUUACCACAGAAGACCAAGUAACUUUCACCUUCAAACCGUCAAAGAAAUCAAAUAAUGGAACAGAUGUGAAUGCUGGUCAAUUACCUCAAAUUCUAUUUCGAGUGAUAGCACACGAUGCUCCGUCGUCCAAGCCGCACAGUAGUAUUGAAACCGUUCAUUCCAUCAGCAGCAACUUCUCCAAAGUAGUGACGCCGGAUUCUUUUACGGCCUUGCUCAAUUUAACUCAAUGGGCUUGGUCGGCAUUAAAAGCGAUGACUACAAAUGGUCUUACUGGUCCAGAAGUGAAUCUUAAGGAAGAUCAUGCCCAUAUUCAAGAUCUUUCACGCAUUGUCUUUGUGUGUCGUGUUUCAAUGCGACUUCUACGCUUUUACAUUCUAGAGUUAUAUCCAGUGAAAAGUAAAAAUCCCAAAAAAUUGAUCGAAGAGAGUGUUGCUGUUGUUCGCGCAAUCGUUAACGUUCGAACUACUUUGAGGUCAAUAUUGAGUGACCCUGUACUCGGGUUGUUGAAUAAGAGUCAUACGGUUGGAUUACCAUGCAAUUCCACUUAUAUGGUCAUGUUGGAACAAGUUGCUAAAGAAACACAUGACUCCUUCGUCGCCUGUUUUCACGUCUUCUAUCCAACCGCCUCACUUAAAUGGACGAUUCUAUGCGAGUUGUUGGAUCAAAUCCAAAAAGUUUCUAACGCACCUGGGAACAGUGAUCAGUUGUUGGCUGCUGUUAUCGAUUCCUUAUGCAGUCACCACAUACGGCUUAGGUCAGCUGUACCUAAUUUGUGCGACUUGCAAGAGUCGCUUCAUGUGCGCCGUCAGUUUCAAUCACCCGAAAUGGAAGGAGCCCCUUGUCUCAGCAGUCCGUCGGAAAAUGGGUCUACAAGUCCAACUCUUCCACAAAUGGAUUCGCACCAAUUUCCAGUUCUCGUCGAACAUAUGGUUGAGGGUCAGUCGUUAGUGCAUCGACCUUGCCGAGCGGUUCUUGAUCGCUUGUUUCUCAUCGCCACCUGGCCCGUGCGUCAGUCUCUUGACAUGGAGCCAGUAAUUUGGUCCGACAAAUUAGUGCAGUAUUCAUGUCGGCUCUUAGCUCGUGUAGUGGCGGAAUUGGCCUCACAAGUUUGUUCGAUUGAAGAAUUGGAUGUUAGUACAACCCGUGGAAUUCUUGCGACUCCAUCGCGAUUCACCAGUUCUAGUCAGAACCGGUCAUGGAAUACUGGUAAUGGAUCACCAGACGCCAUCUGCUUCACUGUAGAUCGACCAAAUGUCAGCGUCAUUGGCGUUGGCGUAUUUGGCGGUGGAGGCAGUUACACCUACGAAUUGGAAUUACUUGAAUUGAUUCGAAGUGCUAGCGAUGCUGCUCAGACACUUAGUUGGCAUAGUUUGGCUGUAGUGCGUGGCUCUUACGGACCCGAAGAUUCCAUUAAUGAUGUGGCAGAAAUAAAGUUCGAUCGCCCUGUUCCCAUCAAGGAAAACACUCGAUAUACUUUCCGGCUUCGGAAUCAAGGUGGAAAGACACAUAAUGGCGACGGAGGUGUUCUUUCUAUUAAAGGCCCGGAUGGAACCACUUUCAACUUCUCAGCUUGCCUGCUUAGUUUCAAUGGAACGAAUCACAUCCGUGGCCAGUUGCCUUACAUUCUCUAUUGCAACAUUCCCAGUAAUUCCGAGGUUCAGCAAUCGUCGUUAUCAGCUAUUGGGAAUCAGGCGAGGAAGAGCAUCAUGUCGAUUACAAGUUCGAUUGUUCGUUGUACAUCUGAUCUAUUGUGUGCAGCUCGUUCUUUGCCAAUCCAUCACAGUCUGCCCAUCAUUUGCAAGUCACACGUCGUCUCAUAUUUAUUGCCUUUUGUCGUAGCCAACAUUGGCGUCGUGGCCGAAUCGGAUCCAAAAAAUGCUGUACAAAUCCUGGAGCUCAUCCGAGUUUUACUACCCCAUGUUUCCGCACUUUGCUUGGCCGACAUUCUGUCGUCUGAAAAAGGUGGAAAUAUGCCCGAUGAAGACCCUUGCAUAACUACAUCUCCAAAAGUGGUGGUAGUCGAGAGUGAUCAUCCAUAUCGUCCCGCAACAGUAUCUCAUUUCCGUGUAUCUUUCCCGGAGAGUGUCCGCUGGAUGUGUUUAGAGUUUGACGGUCAGUGCUGCACGAGCCAGGUCGAAGAUUCUCUUCAGCUUUAUUUGCCUUCGGUUUUCCCUAAAAACCAGGCAGAUGCUUCUCUAGCAGAUUAUUGGCCUGCAUUGAAAAAGUUCGGUGGAACCGAUAACUGGCCUACACAUUCCAUGAUCUUACCAGGCAAUGAAGUUAUAUUCUCUUUGGAAUCAGCGUCCGACUGCAUUCGAAUUGACAAAGCGUCCUCUUGGGGAUUCCGCUGUACAGUGGUUGGAUACGAGUGGCAGGAAACUAACAAUGCUAUUCGUUUGCUGGAAACCGAACUGGCAUACCUAGGUGGGAUGUGUUCGGCAACCCUAAUGAAAAGAGAUCUCGCUUUGCCACAAUCCAGAGGCGAUGAAAUGGACGCCGAUUCCAUGGAAUCAAUAACACAACAGAUCUACACUGCCCAUACUGGUCUUUUAAGUAAAGGGUUAGCCCUCUCCCAAUUGCCAACCAUCCACGAAGCAUUGGAGGGGAAUCUGCCGUUCAGCGUAAGCGGAAAAGAAAGGCAGUUUCUGCGAGACUUUGUCAGUGCUUCGGAAGAGACGAGUGGCGGUCGUUUAGCUCGUUGGCUCCAGCCGGAAUCGGUCGUCGAUCCGUCUAAAUCGCAACUAAUUUUUCCAGGCGUUUUCUCGGCUAGUUUGGCCACUUUUGGGGUCCCUAAUAGUACUUCUCUUGGUACCAUUGGGUUCGGGUCGCCCAUUAAAUCGGUUACAAAUGAUAAAGAUGAAGAAGACGAAGAAACUCCCUCUGAGGCAACGACAGUGACAUCAACCACGACGACAGUGGUCAGUGAAGGGUUACGUGCCGGAUGGCCAGCCAUUUUGACCCUGUUAACUCGUGACCAGUACGGCCACCUUGUUCAUGUUCCCAAUCUCAAGGUAAAUAUUCGAGCGGUUCCAUGUGACCUUACGCAGACGACCAACGAUGCUUUGUUAUCACCAACCAAGCGGCUUUACUCGGGAGACGAGAAAAAUUGCGAUGAACAUCUCGAACCAGUUCUUGAUGUGCCAUAUGAUGUUACCACGAAAGAUAGAAUGUGCCUUCACGCCAUCACAUUUCUUAAGGCCUAUGAAAACUACUCGUUUGAGGAGCUCCGAUUCGUGUCACCCAUCAAGCGAAGAACUAGCGAAACAAUGCUUGUUCGGCCCAACGCUGAUGGCUCUUACAGUGCUAACUGGACACCAAGUGCUGCUGGACUUUAUUCUAUUCACGUAACCAUCGACGGCUACCCGCUUGAUGAAGUUUACAAAGUCGACGUGAAAGAGCCACCACAAGGAGUUUUACCUCCCUCCCACAACGUCACAGUAAGGAACAAUUCGUCACCUUCUCAUCGGCUACGUCAAUUCCGAACUCGAGCAAGUGCUGGUUUGCGUGUGCGGGCUCAGCCUUCACUUCAAGGGGAACAAAUAGGGAUUGUAGCAUGCGAAGGAACCAUCUCAUUCAUUGAAGAGUUGUGUAAUGACGACGGAACUUGGUUACGAUUGAGCACGGAAUCUAUCAGGGAAUGGUGUAUUAAUCCAUAUUCAGAAGCAUGGUGCCUCCAAUACAACCAGCACAUCAGUAAGACGUUGCUCUUUCCCAUCAGUACUACUCAGAAUGAAGGAGACGAGAUGGGUGACGACCCGCCCUCACACCAUAAAAACAGUCAAGCGGAUAGUGAUAAGAAAGAAGAAAAAGUGUUCAGUUCGGCGCAGACGUUCUAUGUGGUUGACUGUGGAGCUUCUGGACAUAACAUUCGAGCACUGCCCAGUUUGAAAGCUUUGCCGGUCGGAAAAUUAAAACUUGGCAGCUCAUUUUUAGUAACUGAGCAGCGACAAACUUCGGAGGGAGCAUGGGUAAAGCUUUUACCCUCUUCCGCUCGUCAGUUCUGUUCAAAUAACGAACUGGAGGCUUGGUCACUUGCUGUUGAUCGUCAUCAAAUGGUUUACCUCCGCCACGAAGAUGAGGUUCUAUCUGUUUCAGCAGGUUCAGAUAAAUCUAGUCCGGCACAAUUACUCAAGCCGGCUUACGAUUUUAGCGAGAGUGCUGAGCGACAGGCUAAUCUGUCGGCCUUCUCGUCUCCAGAGCCCGUAAGCACUUUCAUUUUUGGCAUAGACAAAGACUCCGAAUUUCCUCGACCGACCUCCUCACAGAAAUCGCCUCCGAAAGGCGAGAUCGACCAGUCUCCAAAAUCAAAUGUCCAAAGUACAUCUGAAUCAACGGCGUCACUUCAUGUGCAGGAAGCAUCAUUGGAAUCAAGCGUAGAAGAUGCCGGAGCUUUGGUUGGAUCUUGUGGCCCGUUUGCUGCAGUUGCUGUAGGGCGACUCUCAGCAUUUCAAAAUUGGCUGAGACGUGACGGAUCAUUAGUUAAAGAGGCGCCUAGUCCACCACCUCGUUCAAGGAAUUUUCCACCUGAAUUGCAAGGAGUAUCGGUUAAGGAUAUGGUUCGAGUAAUGGGCGAGAGCCGAGCUAACGGUAACGCUUCACCUUCCUCCAGCCCCAUUCCUAGUCGGAAGACCGGAGCUAUCGCGGUGGUGAAUCGUUCGCUAUCGGCUCAUUCGUCACCAGGAGGCUGCUCAAAACCUUCCGGUUCGCUUCCCUCUUCUGGUACAGUAAAAUUAGUAGAAAAUACUCAACGUAGCCGAAGUUUGAGUCCAGCAACGCAAAUGUCGCAGAGUGUGGAUCAAUCAGUCAUCACAGUUAUGGCUAAAAACGUUACACAAAUGGGAACUCAGACGAGUCCGGAAGCCAACAAAACCAAUCAGUUUAAUCUUGGUGCUGAGUUGAUAUCUGACUUGACCCGCUCACCUCAGCGGUUGUCCCCAAAAGCAUCUCGUACCAAAGAGCGAGCGUCGCGUGGUGGAACAAGAAGCCGAAAAUCGCGAUCACCAACCGCUGGCCAGCACAUUGGUGGGCGCUCUCUGAUGCUGGAACAAGAGAUAGCUCGCGUUGGCAUGAGUCCCUCUACGGCCGAAUGUCUGCGCGCUGUCUUCGCCGCCAACCUUUGGCAUCAAGGAUUGGUUCACGACGCUAUGGCUUGCGCUUCCUUCUUGAAGUUUCAUCCCAAUUUACCCAAGCAAGUGGACCCGAUUGUACCACUGCGCGGAGAUCCUCGACAUCGCAAGACACGAGAGGAGAAAGCGCGCCAACGGCACUCGGUCGAAAUCUUUUCUACUAAUAUGCUAUCAGGGCCGUUUGCAUCUCCACUGCCGGUAGCGUUAGAAGAGAGUUGGAACACGGAACGAGGGGAAUCGGCAAGCAAUCAUCAGAUACAACCGGAUGUUCCUGACAACAAAGUGGCAUCGUCUUUAACUCCAACACUUAGCCUCCUGGUCGAACUUUGGGAAAAGAUGAGCGGGCGUUGUGUUGAGUUGAUACAGUCUGAGCCGACGGCUUCAUCCUCGACGCUCAGUGUCGCCCAGUUCCAGAAUGAGAGCGUGUCCAAGGCUAAACCGAAAACUGAAAACAGAGAUGCACGCGAUAAAGAGCGAAAACGCAAGUCCCGUAGAGAGAGCAUCCGACCGGAAUCUAACUGUGAACUAUGCGGCGGAUUGUUUGCCGUGCCUGUAACCGCUCACAUGAGACAAGCUCAUCCAGGCUGUCAGAAGCCAGCCCUUGGAUUGGGUUACAACCCCGACGGACAGUACUGCGGGGGCUGGGUAGGAAAUUGUGGCGAAGGAGGCAUUCAGGGAAGUUCGUGGUACUUAUUGUGCGAGGAUUGUCGACAUCGGUACUUGCAACAGAGGAGACAAGUGGGUGAAGCAUUCGGCCUUAAAGAUGACAAGGGCAAGCGAUUGAGAAGAAAAGUAUCAAUCACUUCAACUACCACACCCACGACCCAACUGUUAAGACCCUCAACACCAUUGGAGACACACGUCAUUCUCAAAGACAACGCUCUUUUCUUAUUGCAACUAGCUACGUCGUCCAGUCCUGAAAAGAAUCAACAAAUACUGGAACGAAGAAGAAGGAGCCUAAUGCAUCAGCCGUCACUUAGUUCAGUCUCCGAAAUUGACAAGGAUUUGUCAAACAGAAAGAUUUCAGCCCCACCUUCCAAGAGUGGAUACCAAGCGUCAGGUGAUAUUUUCCCUUGGCUUCAAUUUCAAUGUCUUCCCGUUCUUAAAUCGGGAUGCAGCCCUCAGCUGUCCAACAACGAAGUUAAUUUCGGCGAUGGAGAAGUGGAAAAUUCCUUUGAAAUGGAUCCUUGUCGAGGAAUAAAAGAAAGUUGCGAUGGGUUCGGCAGGCAGUUACAUCGAUCGGUCUCUAUGAUUACACAGCCACUUGCCCAACAUCUGAGAUCAUCUCAAGAGCCGGACGGUUCCAUCACUGGAGUAUCGCAGAGGAGACGAACCAGCAGCGCUGAUGAACAAGGAAUCGACGGAGGUUUAGCGCUUUUGCGUUCACCCUCCAAAGCUCUCCAAGAUACCGUUAAGUUAAUGUCCGGAUCUCAUGACCAUGCGGCAACACAAUCGACAUUGCCGGUUUUAGAUUUUGUUGCUCAGCGACAUGAUCUUGACUCUCUUCGGACUUCCAUGGAGCUGGCGUUGCGAAAAGCCUCUUGCCGUGUCUUUGCAAUGGAGAAUUUGUCGUGGCUCCUGCAAAACGUCACUCAGCCAGUGUGCUUGCAUGAUCUUCUCUGGUGGUUAGUAUCGUCACUUGCUCCGUCUCUGGAAACAGCCAACAACAAAGUGGAGACUGGGGGAGCUGAUGGAUCGACAAGCAAAGACAACUUAGUAGGACAGCAUCCAACUUCAGACGUCAGUUUAGCUGGAGAAGGAUUAUCGCCGCUACUGCAGUCGUUUCACGGUCUUCUACAAACGGUAUCUAAUCUGAUGCAACUACUCCCGAUGGGCACACCUCUACUUGCGAUGGCCGUCCGUUGUUGGGACAUUCGAUUCAAGCAAACCGAUCACGCAUUUCUUCACAAGAGCCACGUAUUUAGCAACAUCAGUCGAAUUCUUUCGCGUUGUGAAGAGGAAGCAACUGUCGAUAUCGAAGCAUUAGAAAAUACUGCAAUUCAUUCAGCUGGGCAUGUGACGAUGUUGACUGAAGUCACAGAGGGAAUAGACAUUAAGGUGUCUAGCCGCACUGCCAUGGUAAAUAGUUUGACUGAUGGCUCGACCGAAACCUUCUGGGAAUCAGGCGACGAGGACCGGGGUAAAAUGAAACUCAUAACCAUCCAAGUUUGUCCUGAAACGGCUGGAUUUCCACCACGCAUUGUUUGUUUAUAUGUCGAUAACAGUCGAGAUAUGGGGAACAAAGUUUCUGGAGUGACUUUCAAAGCCGGACCAAAUGGAGAAGAGCUGCAAAUCGUGGACGUCUUAGAAGUAGAAACUCGAUUUUCUGGGUGGCUUCAUACUUCCCUACCUCAAAUCAACUUCCAGAUCAUCCAGCUUGAGUUGAAAGGGCCCGAUAACUCGCUUCGCAUUCGUCAAGUUCGCUUGCUGGGUGGAGGUAUCUCUCGGUCCUUCAACGCUUUAGCCAUUCAUCAACGAACGUGCGAGACGGAAACACUGCGAGUGUUUCGUUUAUUGACCUCACAGGUCUUCGGUCGGCUGAUUUUAAACGAGGGAGAUGCCUCUCCUUCACGUUCUACCGAUCGUGGACCCAAUGAAGAUGAAAUGGAUGGAGAAAUAGCUGAAAGGACUCGGGAUAUUGAUUUGAAAGAGCACAUGGUUGGAAUAUUGUUCAGCGGCAAGAAGUUGACUCACUUGCAACGCCAAGUGUGCACUCACAUAUUGCAUGGCAUUCAGCGGGAAACCGUUCGGUUGAAAGAAGAAUGGGAUGCUUUGCUACAAUUGGAACAACAAAAUGACACUUUAACUGGAACCGAUGCUAUAAAUCACGAUGCCGGCUACGUUAAUUCACGGAUCUCUGAUUCGUAUUGCUUCGAACUCUUAUCGCAGGUACUCGCCUUGAGCGGAAGUAGAGUCGGACGAACCUACAUCUCGCAACAGUCUACUUUACCGGCCAAUUUGUUGAGCUUGCUUCAUACCGGUUCACCUCGAAUCCAACGUCAGGUAACCGCUCUUUUACGACGCAUGCUGCCUGAGCUGCCCCCUCCUGUUUUUGCUUCAUUGGUUGGCGUCGACGUGCUGCCCACUACUGAUUAUGGUAUUCUGCAAGUCCUCAAUUCCACUGGAUCAAUUGAAAGGGUCGGAAUCUUAGAUGUUUUUCUGGCAUGUAUCGCCAAAGCGUUAACAAUCCAAGUAAAAAGUAAAGGACGUGAUAAAGAGUCUAGCAAAAAUCCCAUUUCUUCUGUGACGAUGGCUAGUAUCUUCAACAACCGACAGCAACCUCAGCGUCAACUUGGAUCUCGCUGGUGGAUGAGAGGCCACAUGCCCCGUCGUGUAGCAGAGAGCAUUAUCCAGCUCGUUAGAGAUAUGGCAUCGGGUAAUUUGUCUGAAGUAUGGUCAGCUGUAACGAAAGCAGGCAUCGCGGAAGCUGUUCUUGCGCUUACCAAAUUGGACGAAGAUCGCCGCAGUUCCCUGGAUUGCUUGCAAACACCAUCUGUGUGGUUGACGUUGGCUGCCCUUUGCCUACUGCAAGACGAGCAUGUCGAACGUCUCUCAUCAACACAGUGGGCUCGCGGAGCAGUGAACAAACCGCAGUGUAACAAUCACGACGACGGGGAAACAGGGGCACAAAUUGUCUGUUCCGACUGCGGGCCGCUUUGUAUUGAUUGCGAUCGAGUUCUGCAUCUUUCGCGCAAAUUUCGCUCCCAUCAGCGUCAGGUUUGCAAAGAGGAAGAAGAAGCUAUCAAAGUCGAUGUUCACGAGGGAUGUGGUCGCGUUAAAUUAUUUUGGAUCUUGGCGCUUUCUGACGCCAGGAAUCUCAAAUCUUUGGUUGAGUUCCGUCACGGAGUGACAACUGCCGUCUCUUCCGUCUACGUCACUGCCGCUACGAACGAAAGUGGAAAUUAUCACGGCUCCUUAAUUGGCGGCGUCGGGGCCUCCUCUUCUUGUCGCUAUUGUAGUUCGGCUAUAUCUCCGUCAUCGGCUUCGUUGUUUGACGAUCAAACAAUCAAUGUGUGCAGCGAACCAGAUUGCGUCGAAUAUUCACGAAAUGCUUGUCUAAAAACGCUCGGUUGUGGCCACCCUUGCGGGGGAGUGCGUGGUGAAUCAGAAUGCCUUCCCUGUUUGUUUCGUUGUUCCGGCAGUUCAGCAAAUCUGAAGCAGGACGCCGACGACAUGUGCAUGAUCUGCUUCACCGAAGCUCUGUCUGCUGCACCAGCCAUACAGCUAAGUUGCAAACACGUCUUCCAUGCCCAUUGCUGUCGUUCAGUUCUAUCAAAGAAGUGGCCUGGGCCGCGCAUCACCUUCAGCUUUUCUCGUUGUCCUAUUUGCAAGGCUGAAUUACGAAAUGAGUUCCUCGAUGAUUUGUUAAUUCCGAUACGUGAGCUUUUUGAAGACGUCAAGCGCAAAGCUUUGAUGAGACUUGAGUACGAAGGUCUCCACCAAACCGAAGCCAUUUCAUUGCCUGGAAAUCGAUUUUUCCAGGAUGCCGAAGGAUAUGCCAUGGAACGCUACGCAUAUUACGUUUGCUUCAGAUGUAACAAGGCCUAUUAUGGCGGAGAAGCUCGUUGUGAGGAAGGAUUGGCUGUCGAAGGAGUAGGUGGUGGGGGUGAUUCAUUCAAUCCGUCGGAACUUGUGUGCGGCGGUUGCAGCGAUGUUUCAAGAGCACAAAUGUGUCCCCGCCAUGGUGCUGAUUACCUCGAGUACAAGUGCCGUUAUUGCUGUUCAGUGGCUGUCUUUUUCUGCUUCGGAACAACUCAUUUUUGCAAUGCCUGUCACGAGGAUUUUCGCCAUGUCACGGAAAUGCCAAAACAUGCUUUGCCUAAAUGUCCUGCCGGACCGCGGGGUCGUCAGCUAGAUGGGGAUGAAUGUCCACUCCAUCUCGUCCAUCCACCUACUGGAGAAGAGUUCGCUCUUGGAUGCGGUAUGUGUCGCAAUGCCCACACAUUUUAGUCUGAACUACCUCAGGCUGCCAUUCAUGGAUCACUCGAAAAAAUAAAUUCCCGCCACAUUUUUGUUGCGCAAAAAGUAAUAAAGAAUAAUCCGGAAAUUUAUUCUAUGGAAUAAAAAUCUUUGUGCACGCUCUGGCUGAUCAUUGAGAUUUAGGUUCAUAGAAUAUAGAUAAUCAUGUCUGCUUUUCAUUCCAUUUGAUGUUGUAAUAAAAUAAUUUCCACUCCG